AUGAAUGUACCAGCUACAAGAAACGACCUUAUGAUAGUGAAUAUGGGGCCUCACCACCCAUCAAUGCAUGGUGUUCUUCGACUGAUCGUUACUCUCGACGGUGAAGAUGUUAUUGACUGUGAACCUAUAUUAGGUUAUUUACAUAGAGGAAUGGAGAAAAUUGCGGAAAAUCGAACAAUUAUACAAUAUUUGCCUUAUGUAACACGUUGGGAUUAUUUAGCUACCAUGUUUACAGAAGCAAUAACCGUAAAUGGACCCGAACAGCUAGGCAAUAUUCAAGUACCUAAAAGGGCUAGCUAUAUUAGAGCUAUUAUGCUGGAGUUGAGUCGUAUCGCUUCCCAUUUGUUAUGGCUUGGUCCUUUUAUGGCAGAUAUUGGGGCACAGACCCCUUUUUUCUAUAUUUUUCGAGAACGAGAAUUAAUAUAUGACCUAUUUGAAGCUGCUACCGGUAUGCGCAUGAUGCAUAAUUAUUUUCGUAUCGGAGGAGUUGCUGCUGAUCUACCUUAUGGCUGGGUAGAUAAAUGUUUGGAUUUUUGCGAUUAUUUUUUAACUGGGGUUGCUGAAUAUCAAAAGCUUAUUACACGAAAUCCUAUUUUUUUAGAACGAGUUGAAGGCGUAGGUAUUAUUGGUGGAGAAGAAGCACUAAAUUGGGGUUUAUCGGGGCCAAUGCUACGAGCUUCGGGAAUCCAAUGGGAUCUUCGUAAAGUUGAUCGUUAUGAGUGUUAUGACGAAUUUGAUUGGGGAGAUUCAAUGGCAAAACGAAGGUGAUUCAUUAGCUCGUUAUUUAGUACGAAUCGGUGAAAUGAGAGAAUCCAUCAAAAUAAUCCAACAAGCCUUGGAAGGAAUUCCAGGGGGGCCCUAUGAGAAUUUAGAAAGCCGGCGCUUUGAU
Messenger RNA from Salvia splendens (bonfire salvia), 889 nucleotides. Its product is annotated as NAD(P)H-quinone oxidoreductase subunit H, chloroplastic. Bases 1 to 768 code for a protein of 255 amino acids. The record is from RefSeq and is a predicted model, not a curated record. Gene Ontology annotation, molecular function: NAD binding; oxidoreductase activity, acting on NAD(P)H; quinone binding. NCBI's taxonomy places the organism in Eukaryota, Viridiplantae, Streptophyta, Magnoliopsida, Lamiales, Lamiaceae. The transcript has a single exon. Gene Ontology annotation, cellular component: chloroplast thylakoid membrane.